CGACCGAAAGUUGGCGCUCGCAGUCUUUCCGUUGUCAAUAACGGACACUGGCAGUAUCGUCCCGGCACAAAAUCCCGGAAACAUCUCGUUCGUGAAAUAUCAACGAAUCCCCCGAAUGUAACGUCGAGCCGUUGCGUUCUGGUUUACGCGUGAUUGGAAAUCGGUGAACAGGGAACGUGCUGUCGCGUAGGUUACACGACGCGCACCAUUUCAACGAGGAAUUCGGAAAAAACGGGCGUGCCUUGGACAGUCGGCGACGUCCCUGACGUGAAAAUACACACAACGGUAAGAGGUGGUGGACAACGGCUACGGGACUGCGGUUGAGAUUGCGACAAAAGGGAAGGACGUAGCAGCAAGCGAAGACAAAACACGACGAACACCGUGCAUGAACGAGACAGAGCUAGGAGGAACAUCGGCGGCGGCACUAGCGGCAACGGUGUCGGAAAGGGAAGAAUACGUGGGGCGAGGAACGGUGGAGAGGAACGCAGCACAGCCGCGUGAUUUUGAACGCGUACGCUGCCGUAACUGUCAACGGUCGGAUUUCGAAGUCUGGCGGACUACGCGGUCCUCCUAAGGCUUCCCUUUUGCCGGAGAAUCGCUGCGUUUUCGUCUCGACAACAUUGUCGACGUCGUUGUCGUCGUCGUUGUCGUUGUGGUGGUUCGAUCCGGUGAAAAACCGGCCGUCUUACGAUCGUUGCAACGGCGUGAGAACACGGACUAAAUGACCAUGGAAUACAAUAUCGAGACCGGCUAUAGUAUAAAUAUCAGGAGGACGGACGGUCGUGUCCACUCGGCGGUGGUUUCCGGGAUCGAUUGGGAGCAUCGUACCGUCACCGUAGAAUGGUUCGAAAGAGGAGAGACCAAGGGGAAAGAGGUGGAGAUGGAUGCGAUCGUCGCCUUGAAUCCUGACUUGACGAGUCAGAAAACCAUAGAGCCACCUGCGCAAGUGAACAAUCAUCACGUGGUGAUAUCCGCUAGAGCAAGGGAGUCUUCGGGCGAAGAGGACGAGGGGGUGGACGAGACAGAAACCCAAGAGGAGGGCUCUCUCGGACGGCACGGCGGUCACGCCGCAAGAAACGGCCUUGCAUCCGCAACGCUUCCUGUACGAGUCGUUACUGCUCUUUCGCAUUCGAUCAAGCCAUCGAUCCCAGUAAAAGCGGGUUCCAACAGGCAAAUGUCACGACAGUCGGGUCGGCCGACGAAUAUAAUGCCACCCAGCAACACCGUGAAUGGCCACGGUGAUUCCACCGGGUUGACAGGCCGACGGGAGAUGGAGAACAUUCCACCGACACCAACAACCGCUGCUUCCUGCAACGUCACCGCGACGCAGGCCAAGCAAAAGCAACAACAGCUACAGUCUCAGCAACAGCAGCAACAGCAACAGCAGGUGCAGAUAGAAAACGGACGAGCAAGGCGGUCGAACGUUGUGAAAGAGGUCGAGAGGUUGAAGAAGAACCGCGAGGAAAGAAGACAGAGGCAGGCCGAGUUGAAAGAGGAGAAGGAAGCUCUGAUGAACUUGGAUCCUGGUAAUCCGAAUUGGGAAUUCCUCGCUAUGAUAAGAGAAUACCAGAGCAGCAUCGAGUUUAGACCUCUUCGAGAGACAGAUGCCGUGGAGGAUCAUCAGAUUACGGUGUGCGUGAGAAAGCGUCCGCUGAACAAGAAGGAGAUUGCACGCAAAGAGGUGGACGUGAUCAGCGUGCCUAGUAAAGAUCAGAUGGUGGUUCAUGAGCCGAAAGCCAAAGUCGAUCUAACCAAAUACUUGGAGAAUCAAAUCUUUCGGUUCGACUAUGCGUUCGACGAAACGUGCAACAACGAGAUCGUCUACAAGUAUACGGCUAAGCCACUGGUGCAAACUAUAUUUGAAGGUGGCAUGGCCACGUGUUUCGCUUACGGCCAAACAGGAAGCGGAAAAACGCAUACUAUGGGCGGUGAUUUUAAUGGAAAGACACAGGACUGCAAAAAAGGAAUUUACGCGAUGGUAGCCAAGGAUGUGUUCAAAUGCCUCAAACUUGCCAAGUAUCGCCCGUUGAAUCUGAUCAUUUCCGCGAGCUUUUUCGAGAUCUACUCGGGCAAGGUAUUCGAUCUGUUGGCGGACAAGGAGAAGCUUCGUGUUUUAGAGGAUGGCAAGCAACAGGUGCAAAUAGUCGGAUUAACGGAGAAAGUGGUGGAGACCUGCGACGAAGUUUUGAAGCUGAUACAGCACGGGAACAGUGCCAGAACUAGUGGCCAGACUAGUGCAAAUUCCAACUCGUCGCGAUCGCACGCCGUUUUUCAAAUCAUAGCACGGACACCAGGCACGCACAAGGUUCACGGAAAAUUCUCUCUGAUCGAUCUUGCCGGUAACGAGAGAGGAGCGGACACCUCUUCUGCCAACAGACAAACUCGUAUGGAGGGUGCCGAGAUUAACAAAUCAUUAUUGGCAUUGAAAGAAUGUAUCCGUGCAUUGAGCCGCAAAGGCACACAUUUACCAUUCAGAGCUAGCAAGUUGACGCAAGUAUUAAGGGACAGCUUCAUCGGUGAAAAGUCAAAAACUUGCAUGAUAGCUAUGAUUAGUCCCGGAAUGAGUUCCUGCGAACAUUCGUUGAACACACUCAGAUACGCGGAUCGAGUGAAGGAGUUGGCCGCGACCGAUCCAACAGAAAUGAAAGCUUCUCCGACGGACGACGAACGGGAAUUAAAAAUCGAAGAGCAGUCGAACAACAGCGUGCUAUCGGAUAGCGAUUUGGCACAGCUCCGGUCUCUAAACGAAGGUGAAAUUUCGCAAGAUCUUUACACGUUCCACGAAGCGGUAUCCGCGUUGCAAAUGCUGGAGGAGGAAGUCCUAGACACGCACAAGAUGGUUAUGGACCACACGAAUAGAUUCCUGGAUGGUGCGCGCAAUGUGUUCAGUACGACUCACGAAGUAGACUACGACCAAGAAGAUUUGAGACGGAAAAGAACAAAGUUUGAGUCGCCCAACCUGAGGAGGUUCUUGUUACGUAGACGUCUGAUAGAGAGAAAACAGUUCUCCGACGAGUAUGCCCAAAAGUGGGAACAACUGUUGGUGCAGCAGCGCGAUAUCUUGAACGCCGCAAUCGAUCAAGUCAGUCAGUUUCGUGGGCAAUUGUUGCAAGAGGAACAGAUCAGCCAGAAGAUGACGCGAACUCGUAACUUACGAUACAAUUAACGUGGAUUCGUUUACGCGCGCGCGUCAGAAAGAAAGAGAGAGUGAUGAAGGGAGGAAGAGAGAGAGAGAGAGAGAAGGGCAGAAAGAAAGAGAGAAACGCAGGUGAAUGAAUGAAUGAAUGAAUGAAUGAAUAAAUGAAUGACAGAGCGAGCGAGCGAGUAAAUGUACGAGGUAGUAAUGGUGAUGGACGACAAUGGGUGAGGAAGGUAUAAUCAAAAAAAACAAGAAGAAGAAGAAGAAGAAGAAGAAGAUACUAGUAUAAGUUAAUUAACCAGAUUUAUCAAAUUUACGUUUGCGUACCUUUUAUCACAGGCUACGCGAUUUGCCUGCUUUUAACGAUACUAAACUUCAUAUUCCUAUUUUCUUGGCUUGUCAAUCGAUCACGAAUGAAUCAAAAGCUGGAAAUUCUUGCAUUCCACGAUGCUUUGAGAAAGAAGCGGCGAUAUCGAAGUUAACUGUAGCAGAGACGAUCAUCGUCCGUCCAUAUUCCUGGGGCAAACCAUGUUUCUUCUCCUUUUUUUUUUUUUCGUCCUUCCGCUUUCCCCUUCUGCCUCUCUCCUCUUUCCCGAUCGCUAGCUUGUUUCUUCUACUUGUGCACGCAGCACCUGAAUCGUAGCACGUAUCGACGUACGUCCGGUCGACAGUGCUCAGCGCGCGCUUCAUUUCAUUCGUGAGAAACCCUUGCCUUCUCAGCAAUUUUCUCGACGGCGUCAAAACGUCGCUAAACGAAAGCUGCUGCGUUCGUCGAACGAUCAAUCCGCGGAUAUAUCGACGUCACUGAUAAAGCGACUAUAAAAUCGACGAACGUACACGCGUAUACGUAUAGAUACGGUUAAAAGUAAACGAAGCGACAACGUAACGAAUCAAUUGCACGCACGUGUAUAUCCAUACAAUUGCCUGCGUGUCUCUUCUAUGCAUAACUUGUCCAGAGAUGAAAAACACGCGGUUACAGGAUAUCUUUUCGAAUCUUUUCUUCUUUCUUCAACGUUCGAUUCUCAUUCCUCGUCGAGAUAUUUUCAAAUAAAGGUUCACGUUGAUUGCCCAAUUUAUAUUGUCAUACCUUUAGUCCAGUCUCAGAUGGAUUGAAUUUUAAAAGGAACAUGUCUAUAAAAGAACUCUUUUUCUUUCGUCCAAAUAAUUGAAAUAAAUAACAAGGAGGAAGUUACAUACGCGUAUUCGAAUCUUGUGUAUAUUUGUACGUUUGUACGUUUGUACGUUCGGCGUAAAUUUCAUUCAAAAUAGGGUUGUGGUUUGUUUGUUAAACGCGUACAUAUUUUCAACGUUAUAUAACUUCGGUAGAUCGUGAUAGCCCCUGUUUCAAUGAAAAGAAUUACAAUUUAUUUAAGAAUUACAACGAUUAUCCCGAUAAUGCAUAUCACAUUUCCAAGAAAAUCAUCGAUUUAGAGUUCACAUGAUUUCACCGGUCUUUUUUGAAUACUCUUUUUUUUCCCUUUCCCCCCCUUUUUUUUUUAUUUAUUUUUUUUUAUCUCGAGAGUGUUAAAGUCGAUGCAACAAUUUUUUCUCUUACUUGCCGUCGUUUGAUUUCGUUUCCAUCAUUUUUCUUCAUACUCAACGGAGAAUAGCGAAUUCUCACAGACAUGCCUCGUAAAACACAUACCUAUGCACGCGCGUGUCUUUUUUUUCCUUGCCAAAACGACAAUGUCCGGCGGGUCUCGCGAUCGAUCUCGAUCUCUACCGAUCCGACCGAGCAAUGGAGCCGAGCACGACAUAGCAGGCAAGCAGAAACGAAGAGAGGAUGAAUGUGCACGAGUGGGGAAGCGUAUGUAUGUGUGUAACCGAGCGAAUGAACGAACGAGAGGAUAAAGAAGGAAGAGCGAAUGUGCGAAGAAUCGAUAGGUCGUCAACUUACGUUGUUGGCUAAAUAUGAUUUUUAUAGAAAUGUAUUUAUAUAGAUAAAAAAAAAAGGAGUACAUCGUUAUAUUGCAUUAAAAAGGAAAAAAAAAAACAAGAAGAAAAAAGAAAUGAAAAAAGAAGGAGAGAGAUUUGCACGUUUAGCGUAAAGAUUUUGUUCACUCGUGAUACGUGUUUCGAUCGAACGCGCUUGAAAACGAUGCGAAUUGUCUCUGUAUCGUUUCUUUCGCCGACGAAGCGUCAAUGUUUUAUUAGACGUGUAAAAAAUUAAAGUUUCGUAGCAGUCGAGGCAUUCAAUACUUUUUCUGGCCUUAUUAUUAUUAAUCGCAGUAUUGGGAAGUCGAAUAGCGACACAAGUUGGAAUCUCUGGAUACACCGAUACGAUAAUGGGAGCAACAUCGUUACGAUCGAUGCAUUGUUCGAUCCAUAAAACAUAUCGGGCUACAAUGGUGAUAUUACUUGUGAAAAGCUUGUCAACGAUAAAACUAUGAACAAAGGAGAGAACCGAGAUAAUGAUAUAAAUGAUACGCUGUCUUGCCUUAGUUUUUCACUUUCUUUUUUUCUUUUCUCUUUGUCAUAUGCAUAUCAAACGGAACGACCAUAAUUGAUUGAUAAAUGAACAAUAUCUAAUUGCUUUCAAGCUAGUCGAUGAUAAAAUGGCGCAACUUUGUUUAUCGUUUGCCGACAAACACGUCCCCACAGAUUAUCUUCUCGCAUAGAAAAUGGUAAAAAAGAAUACAUGAACGAAACGAUAUAGAAAAUAAUGGAUUUAUUAAAAGUAGCGUGUGUAUUUAAAUCAUAUCGCAAGUAACUUGACCAGCAAGUAGCGAUUACACAUCUGAUCAUACAUUUAUACGCGACAUUUUCAUAAUACGUUUGAUGUUGACAUUUAAAAUUCGCCUAAUUAAAUAUUAACUUAUGUCGUAUUCUUAAAUUACAUCACAGUCUUUGAUUCAGUUUCACACUGUUCGCCGUGUUCUCUAUGUCGACUGUUUUGGCGCAUACGAUAAAAGGUAGCAGAAAUUAUAAAUGGAAGCAUACCACGUCGUAUAAGGAAUCGCGUCGAUAACAGUUAGCAUGAUUAAUUUUUUAAAUUAAACGCAUGCACAAGAA
Molecule: messenger RNA, 6151 nt
Organism: Frieseomelitta varia
Lineage: Eukaryota; Metazoa; Arthropoda; Insecta; Hymenoptera; Apidae
Gene: Klp10A
Product: kinesin-like protein KIF2A
Exons: 13
Coding region: 722-3166 (814 amino acids)
Biological process (GO): microtubule-based movement
Molecular function (GO): microtubule motor activity; ATP binding; microtubule binding
Source: RefSeq, a predicted model, not a curated record